AUGGCGGCCACUUGUCUGAAGCCAUCUGAAUAUCGCGGAGAUAAAAACACUGCUGUGGCUGGGCGCCUGGUGAUUUUGACUCAGCAGGAAUUGCCUGCCAAACAGCCCAGUCAAGGACAUGGACAACCGAAAGGCAAAAAAGGCAAGUCGGGCAAGGGCGCCUCAUCUUCUGCGUCAAACAUUGUGCACAAGGUAGAGGCCCAUUUGGCAGCCACCAGCAGUCCUACAGAAGUUCUCUACAUCGAGGCAUGGGGUGAGAUUGGUGACAAGCUCUUGCAGCUCUGCCAGGUCGGCGACUUGGUUGCAAUCCAAGGUGGCACGGUGCAAGCUGCUCCGGCGACUUUUUCGACGUCCAGGCUGCAUUAUCAUCUUCGCCUCAAAGGCACGCUGGGCAUCACAGUGCUGGCCACCAAGUUGACAGAAGCUCCGUGGGCUGACGUCCCGGACCUCCAUCCUCUGGUUCCUCUCCGAGCACUGAGCCGAGUCAAAGAUCGACAGCAGAUUCGUGUGGCUGCGGUCAUCAUCGACAACCCAGGGGCCAUUGAACGUCAAACCAAAGAGAAGAUGGCCAUGGUAUGCAACGCCAUCAUUCAACAAGGCAAUACCAAAGUUCGAUGCGCUUUCUGGCAUGAGCAUGCGGAGGAACUUGCCGCCCAGGCAGUGAAUGAGGCGGUGCUUUUGUACCAGGUCCUCGUGACGAAGCGGAAGUCCGAAGAUUCGUGGGAGUUGAGCAGUUGGAGGGGUACCAGCAUCCAAGAGUGUCCGGCAGCCAUGGCAGAGUUGUUGAUGCUCGCUCGGACUUUUGCGCUUCUUUCCUUGUCACGCAUGAGGAAAAAAGAACUUGCAGACACCGGAGAUUGCCGCAUGCUCACCGAGAUUCCUGUCAGAGACUGGGAAAACUGUGAUGCAGUACCUUCGACGCUCAGCGCCUUGCUUGGCGUUGUGGUGCCGGGGCAACUGCGUAAAGUUGAGACAGUCUUCGUAGUCUCCGACUUGCAAAUUUUAGGCAUUUCGUCAGUGAAGAGCGAAACGGAUGAGUGGCUGAUCGCGUCUUGUGUGCGAUGCAAGCGGGCCAGCCCUUGUGCGCAACAUCCUGACGGAAGCACGGAAAAGCGCCUGGCCGUCAGAUUGACCUUGGCCGAUGGCAGCAGUCAAUGCUCCGUGAUGUUGUAUCACGAGUUACUGCUGAAGGCAGCAGUGCUGAUGGAAAUAACUUUGCCCGAGCCGCUGGCUGAUUCCAAAGAGCUGCGCGCAACUCUCAGAGACAUGUUCCGGAAUGCUCAGUGGAUUUGCCGCUUCACCUUCAAGGAGAACGACUUCCAGCAAUCCUUGGAAUUGGAGUGUCGCGACAUUCGUCCCUGCCUGCGGCUUCAGCCAACUGUCGUGCUGAUGACCCCACCGAGCGGCCAGUUGAGUCUGCCUCUUUGCCGCUUGAACAAUGGUUGCCCAGUGGCGCCGUUGAAAGCGGUGACAGUGGAUUCGCAUCUCGGACUGGUCUCCGUGGGCAAGGUGGAUGCAAACUUUUUGCGUGCUUUGGUGUGCUUCAACAACGUGAAGUUGCCAGAUGAUGAAGCAUUGCAGCAAGACAAUACAGCCACCUCGGCCAUGCGAGUGAAGCGAUCCUUUGACUGCCUUUUGUCGAAGACAGAUACAUCUCCUUUCCAAGUGAAACUUCGCAUGGCUGGUCCGGCUUCGGUUGUCAACUGGUUGCUCCAGGGCCGUACCGGAGAAAUCCAUCAAGUGGUCUUGGCCCAGACAGAGCACAUCGAAGAGUGGAGUGUUCUCUGGCAUGUCCCCGUGGAUGCAGCCGCCAAGGACACCGUCACGGCCUACUUUCACCGACUCGCCACGGCAGAGCUGACAGUAGAUGACCCCCUUACGUUUGAAUCCAAAUGGACGCCUGUCAAGAGGCUCCAUGUCGUCAGAGACAGCAUGCCGGAAGAGGCACGCCACUUGUGCCCAGAGAAAGCACCAGAAACCAGUGGUCAAAAUGGCAGCCAGUUGGCUGAGGCCAGAGUUCCCUUGAGCGACGGUUAUGCGAAGUUCGUGGGCAGCGACGCAGGUGUGAGCCAAUCGCAAGAGCAUGAGCAGGUCUUGGAGAUGCAACAGAAGCUCUGCCCUGAGAUUUUCGAAGACCACGCGGUUGGACAAUGUAAGCCCUGCACCUUCUUCUGGAAGCCCGAGGGCUGUCGCAAAUCGGAGGCAUGUCAUCAUUGCCACCUCUGUCCUCCCAGUGCCUUGAAGGAUCGAAAGCUGCAGAAAGUGAUGGCCAGGCGCCAGGAGAAAGCAGGAAAGACUGUGAAGAGCGAAGUGAAAGACAAGGGGAAUCUCAGCACAGCACCAAUGCCAGCAGGCCUCAUCUACCUUUAGGCGGUUCAGAUCGCCCGGAGCUCGUAUCAAGAUCUCUGCUCUGAGCGCGAUUCGAUUUUCGCCACGCGUCCGUCGAGUCUUUGGACGUCGACGAGUCGAGACGAUUAGACCAGAA
Molecule: messenger RNA, 2485 nt
Organism: Cladocopium goreaui
Lineage: Eukaryota; Dinophyceae; Suessiales; Symbiodiniaceae
Source: the annotation of a GenBank genome assembly